Molecule: messenger RNA, 2430 nt
Organism: Prosopis cineraria
Lineage: Eukaryota; Viridiplantae; Streptophyta; Magnoliopsida; Fabales; Fabaceae
Exons: 9
Coding region: 366-2243 (625 amino acids)
Biological process (GO): box C/D snoRNP assembly
Cellular component (GO): nucleus
Molecular function (GO): RNA binding
Source: RefSeq, a predicted model, not a curated record
GAUGCUCCAGGAAGAUUGUGUAGCACCGGAUCUUUUCUCCACGAGCUGCCGCGAAACCAACACGGAGGAGGGUUUAUGCCUCAGACUGGAACUCGCCUUGCCACAGCCCACAGCAAGGGACGCAAGCUCACAGAAUCAGGAUUAUUGAGGACAUGUUUGGGCUGAACUUUAUAUAGCUGUACUGGUAGCUCACCCUUGCUUUUGGAGCAUUCUUUCCCUUGCAAACCUGUCAUUUUUAUUAAAGUGUCUUCAAUUACAUUUGAAUGAUCAAAUGUACAGGUUAUAUCAUCUAAACUUCAAACGUUUCAUGACUCUGAUUCUAGCGGGACUUUGAGGUGCAACGGUUUUGAGUUCAUGUUCCUGGCAUGCUUGAUAAUACAAGUUCCAUAAGUCAAUCCGGUUUCAUGAAUAAUGUUAACCAGCAACAGCUUCCCUUGCCAAACAGUAAUCUCGGCAUACAAACCCGCCAUCCAUUGGGUGCAGGGAUCCUCCAAAACAUGAAUCCCUUUAUGACCAAUAUGCAACCAAUGAUCAAUCCACUUCCUUUCAUGCAUGCUGCUGAUAAUUUUCAUCCAUUGCAAAACAAUCAGCUGGUUCCGCCUCAUUUUACUUUGGUUGGUCAGCAGAAUGGUGUUGGCAAUGUGAAUUGCAAUCCACUGUUUCCUGUUCAGGGACCAAACAUGGUGAAUGGAGGUCAAUUUAAUUUGUCCCAGGUCCAGGGGCAUAUUUUAGCGCAGAAUAUUACAAGUUUGCUACAGCAGAAUAAUAUGAAUUUGCAAAAUGGACAAUUUUGUGCUCCGUUGCCCCUGCAAAAUAUGAAUCAACAGUUACCUAUGCAGAUCCCCAACUCAGCUCAAGUUAUUCCAUAUGGUAUGUUUCCAGGUUCCCAUUCUAUGUGCAGCUUUCCAAACCAAGUGCCUCAGGCUAUGGUUCCUCAAAAUCCAUUUUCUUCCGCAAAUAUGCAGUUAAAUAGUGUGCCUGGAAACCAAGUGCCUCAGGCUAUGGUUCCUCAAAAUCCAUUUUCUUCUGCAAGUCUGCCUGGAAACCAAGUGCCUCAGGCUAUGGUUCCUCAAAAUCCAUUUUCUUCUGCAAGUCUGCCAUUAAAUCAUGUGCCUGGAAACCAGGUUAGACCACAGGGUAACCAGAAUGAGAAAAACAUGUUCUCACCUUUUUCAUCUCAGCAGUUAGAGGGUAACACUCGGGCAACACCUAAUCCUAAUAAUUUGAAGCAACUACAUGCAAAACACUCCCAACCUGCAUUCACAAGUUCUCAGGCAAAUCAUAAGAACAAUGUCAAAGCUAAUGGUCCAAACCCUAAUUGGAAAGGUUCACCAAGCAAAAACUUAAAUGGUCCAAAUCGAGGGAGGAUUCAAGGAAGAUUUCAAAAGUCUAAGUUUCAUGAUAUCAACGAAGGAAAGAAGAAAUUUGGGGCUCCAAAAGAACAUUGGCACAAAGGGUUCAACAAUGAGAAGGCAGGAAAUUCUGGUGCUAACUAUAAGAAACAGAACAAGGAACUAAAAAGAUCUUUGUCAAUGAUAUACACUGACCAAGAAAUCCAACAGUGGCGUGAAGCAAGGAGGAAGAACUACCCUACCAAAGACAGCAUUCAAAAGAAGCAGGGGGAGCAACAGAAUGACUUGAAGGUCAUUGAUAGGGAGGUUUUUCGAAGAGAGCUCAAGGAGAUUUUAGCAAAGCAAGCUGAGUUAGGGGUUGAAGUUGCUGACAUACCAGCUUACUAUUUGAAGGAUUCUUCAACACAAGGUCUUAACCGUGGAGAGAGAGGGAAUUCCACUAACAAAAGGAAAUUCAAUAACAAGUUUGACAAAAGAACUGACAGGAAACAUAGGCAUUCCAAGAAGCAGAAGUGUGCAGACAAAGAUUUGGGAAAGGGCCCUUCUUUGGAAAAGAGAAGUCCAACUUUGUUGCAAAAACUCUUGAGUGCAGAUAUAAAGAGGGAUAAGAGCCAUUUAUUUCAGGCUUUUAGGUUCAUGGUGAUGAAUUCCUAUUUCAAAGAUUGGCCUCAUAAGCCGCUAAGAUAUCCAUCUGUUACGGUCAAAGAAAAUGGUUCUGAAGAUGGCGAUGAAGGCCUUGUAAACGUGAUGAAUGGCAACAAUGGUGAUGUUUUUGAAGAUGGAGAUUGUGAUGAUAAUGAAAAUGACUCUAUACAGCAAGUCACUCCGCAAGAGGACUGUCAUGAUGGAGAAACUGAAGAAUCUGAAGAGGAAGGUGAAAUUGUGGAUUAAAAUCCAUGUUGCUAUCUUUUCUUGCUAGCAUUGAAGAUUUUGACAUUAAGCCCUGUUAUAUAUAUGUUCAUCUAUUUUAGUAGCUUUCAAUAUCUUAAGCUUAAACAUUUCUUUAUUUUUGGCCAGGAGGGGCAUGAACAGCUCGUUGUCUACAUUUGGAAUUUUAAGAUUGGCGCAAUUGAGUAUU